GCCUGUGCGGUGGGAUUUCCCGGCCGGUGUUUCCGGCCCUUUAAGAGGCGACGCCGGAGCCGGAGCCAUUUUCCCCCCUUCGGCCGCGGCGAGGAGGAGCCGGAGCGGGAGUGACACCGGGCCGGACCCAGCGCGACCUGCGGCGGCUCCGGGUGACUCGGGCCAGUGUCGAGGGCCCCAGGCCGCAGGCAGGAGCAGCUGGGCCAAUUCCCUGGCCUGGAGCGGAAGAGGAUGGCGUCGGGCCUGGGCUCCCCGUCCCGCUGCUCCGCGGGCAGCGAGGAGGACGACAUGGAUGCACCUUUGAACAACAGUCUGCCCCCACCCCACCCAGAAAACGAAGAAGACCCGGAAGAGGACUUGUCAGAAGCAGAGACUCCAAAGCUCAAGAAGAAGAAAAAGCCUAAGAAACCUCGGGACCCUAAAAUCCCUAAGAGCAAGCGCCAAAAAAAGGAGCUGGGGGACAGCUCUGGGGAGGGGCCGGACUUUGUGGAGGAGGAGGAAGAGGUGGCCCUGCGCUCAGACAGCGAAGGCAGCGACUACACCCCUGGGAAGAAGAAAAAGAAGCAGCUGGGCCCUAACAAGGAGAAGAAGAGUAAAUCCAAGCGGAAAGAGGAGGAGGAGGAGGACGAGGACGACGACGACUCGAAGGAGCCUAAGUCAUCCGCUCAGCUCCUGGAAGACUGGGGCAUGGAAGACAUUGACCACGUGUUCUCUGAGGAGGAUUAUCGCACCCUCACCAACUACAAGGCCUUCAGCCAGUUUGUUCGGCCCCUCAUUGCUGCCAAAAACCCCAAGAUCGCCGUCUCCAAGAUGAUGAUGGUUUUGGGUGCAAAGUGGCGGGAGUUCAGCACCAACAACCCCUUCAAAGGCAGUUCUGGGGCUUCUGUGGCAGCGGCGGCAGCAGCGGCAGUGGCCGUGGUUGAGAGCAUGGUGACGGCCACUGAAGUGGCACCGCCUCCGCCCCCUGUGGCGGUCCCGAUCCGCAAGGCCAAGAGCAAGGAGGGCAAAGGUCCCAAUGCUCGGAGGAAGCCCAAGGGCAGCCCUCGUGUUCCCGGUGCCAAGAAGCCUAAACCCAAGAAAGUAGCUCCCCUGAAAAUCAAACUGGGAGGUUUUGGUUCUAAGCGGAAGAGAUCCUCGAGUGAUGACGACUUAGAUGUGGAGUCUGACUUCGAUGACGCCAGUAUCAGUAGCUAUUCUGUUUCUGAUGGUUCUACCAGUCGCAGUAGCCGCAGCCGCAAGAAACUGCGUACCACAAAGAAGAAAAAGAAAGACCACCAGGACUAUUGUGAGGUGUGCCAGCAAGGCGGAGAGAUCAUCCUGUGUGACACGUGUCCCCGCGCGUACCACAUGGUCUGCCUGGACCCAGACAUGGAGAAGGCGCCUGAGGGCAAGUGGAGCUGCCCACACUGUGAGAAGGAAGGCAUCCAGUGGGAGGCAAAGGAGGACAAUUCAGAGGGUGAGGAGAUCCUCGAGGAGGUUGGGGGAGACCCCGAGGAAGAGGAUGAUCACCACAUGGAGUUCUGUCGGGUCUGCAAGGAUGGCGGGGAGCUGCUCUGCUGUGACACCUGUCCUUCCUCCUACCACAUCCACUGCCUAAACCCCCCCCCCCAAGAGAUCCCCAACGGCGAAUGGCUGUGUCCCCGCUGCACGUGUCCAGCUCUUAAGGGCAAAGUUCAGAAGAUCCUAAUCUGGAAGUGGGGUCAGCCACCAUCUCCCACGCCAGUGCCUCGGCCCCCAGAUGCUGAUCCCAACACUCCGUCCCCCAAGCCCUUGGAGGGGCGGCCAGAGCGGCAGUUCUUCGUCAAGUGGCAAGGGAUGUCAUACUGGCACUGCUCCUGGGUGUCUGAGCUGCAGUUGGAGCUGCACUGUCAAGUGAUGUUCCGAAACUAUCAGCGGAAGAAUGACAUGGAUGAACCACCCUCUGGGGACUUCGGUGGUGACGAGGAGAAGAGCCGGAAGCGGAAGAAUAAGGACCCUAAAUUCGCUGAGAUGGAGGAGCGCUUCUAUCGCUAUGGGAUAAAGCCUGAGUGGAUGAUGAUCCACCGAAUUCUCAACCACAGCGUGGACAAGAAGGGCCACGUUCACUACUUGACCAAGUGGCGGGACCUACCCUAUGACCAGGCAUCCUGGGAGAGUGAGGAUGUGGAGAUUCAGGACUAUGACCUGUUCAAGCAGAGCUACUGGAAUCACAGGGAGUUGAUGAGGGGUGAGGAGGGACGACCAGGCAAGAAGCUCAAGAAGGUGAAGCUGAGGAAGUUGGAGAGGCCCCCUGAAACGCCAACGGUUGACCCGACAGUGAAGUACGAGCGCCAGCCAGAGUACCUGGAUGCUACAGGUGGGACCCUGCACCCCUAUCAGAUGGAGGGCCUGAACUGGCUGCGCUUCUCCUGGGCUCAGGGCACUGACACCAUCUUGGCUGACGAGAUGGGCCUUGGGAAGACGGUGCAGACGGCAGUCUUCCUGUAUUCUCUCUACAAGGAGGGUCAUUCCAAAGGCCCCUUCCUAGUGAGCGCCCCUCUUUCCACCAUCAUCAACUGGGAACGGGAGUUUGAAAUGUGGGCUCCAGAUAUGUACGUGGUGACCUACGUGGGUGACAAAGACAGCCGUGCUAUCAUCCGAGAGAACGAGUUUUCCUUUGAGGACAAUGCCAUUCGUGGUGGCAAGAAGGCUUCCCGCAUGAAGAAAGAGGCAUCUGUGAAGUUUCACGUGUUGCUGACAUCCUAUGAGUUGAUCACCAUUGACAUGGCCAUCUUGGGCUCUAUUGACUGGGCCUGCCUCAUCGUGGAUGAAGCCCAUCGGCUCAAGAAUAAUCAGUCUAAGUUUUUCCGGGUUUUAAACGGCUACUCGCUCCAGCACAAGCUGUUGCUGACAGGGACUCCACUGCAGAAUAAUCUAGAAGAGUUGUUCCACCUGCUUAACUUCCUCACCCCUGAGAGGUUCCACAAUUUGGAAGGCUUCCUGGAGGAGUUUGCAGACAUAGCCAAGGAGGACCAGAUUAAAAAGCUGCACGACAUGCUGGGCCCUCACAUGUUGCGGCGGCUCAAGGCUGACGUGUUCAAGAACAUGCCGUCCAAGACAGAGCUGAUCGUGCGUGUGGAGCUGAGCCCCAUGCAGAAGAAAUACUACAAGUACAUCCUCACUCGGAAUUUUGAAGCGCUCAAUGCUCGAGGGGGCGGCAACCAGGUCUCUCUGCUAAACGUGGUGAUGGAUCUUAAGAAAUGCUGCAACCACCCAUAUCUCUUCCCCGUGGCCGCCAUGGAAGCCCCUAAGAUGCCUAAUGGCAUGUAUGACGGCAGUGCCCUCAUCAGAGCAUCCGGGAAAUUAUUGCUGCUUCAGAAGAUGCUCAAGAACCUCAAGGAGGGUGGGCACCGUGUCCUCAUCUUCUCCCAGAUGACCAAGAUGCUGGACUUGCUAGAGGACUUCCUGGAACACGAAGGUUAUAAAUAUGAACGUAUUGAUGGGGGAAUCACUGGGAACAUGCGGCAGGAGGCCAUUGACCGCUUCAAUGCACCGGGUGCUCAGCAGUUUUGCUUCCUGCUUUCCACUCGAGCUGGGGGUCUUGGAAUCAAUCUGGCCACUGCUGACACAGUUAUUAUCUACGACUCUGAUUGGAACCCCCAUAAUGACAUCCAGGCCUUUAGCAGAGCUCACCGUAUUGGGCAAAAUAAGAAGGUGAUGAUUUAUCGGUUUGUGACCCGUGCAUCUGUGGAAGAGCGCAUCACACAGGUGGCCAAGAAAAAGAUGAUGCUGACGCAUCUAGUUGUUCAGCCUGGGCUGGGCUCCAAGACCGGAUCCAUGUCCAAACAGGAGCUUGAUGAUAUCCUCAAGUUUGGCACUGAGGAGCUAUUCAAAGAUGAGGCCACAGAUGGAGGAGGAGACAACAAAGAGGGAGAAGACAGCAGUGUCAUCCACUAUGACGAUAAAGCCAUUGAACGACUGCUGGACCGGAAUCAGGAUGAGACUGAAGACACGGAGCUACAGGGCAUGAAUGAAUAUUUGAGCUCAUUCAAAGUGGCCCAGUAUGUGGUGCGAGAAGAAGAAAUGGGGGAGGAAGAGGAGGUGGAACGGGAGAUCAUAAAACAGGAAGAAAGUGUGGAUCCCGACUACUGGGAGAAAUUGCUGCGGCACCAUUAUGAGCAGCAGCAAGAAGAUCUGGCCCGAAACCUGGGCAAAGGAAAAAGAAUUCGUAAACAGGUCAACUACAAUGAUGGCUCGCAGGAGGACCGAGAUUGGCAGGACGACCAGUCCGACAACCAGUCCGAUUAUUCGGUGGCCUCAGAGGAAGGUGAUGAAGACUUUGACGAACGUUCAGAAGCUCCCCGCAGGCCCAGUCGCAAGGGCCUGCGGAAUGAUAAAGAUAAGCCAUUGCCUCCUCUGUUGGCCCGUGUUGGUGGGAAUAUUGAAGUUCUUGGUUUUAAUGCUCAUCAGCGAAAAGCCUUUCUUAAUGCAAUUAUGCGCUAUGGGAUGCCCCCUCAGGAUGCUUUCACCACGCAGUGGCUCGUGAGGGAUCUGCGAGGCAAAUCAGAGAAGGAGUUCAAGGCUUAUGUCUCGCUUUUUAUGCGGCAUUUAUGUGAGCCGGGAGCAGAUGGGGCUGAGACCUUUGCUGAUGGCGUCCCCCGAGAAGGCCUGUCUCGCCAGCAUGUCCUUACUCGGAUUGGUGUUAUGUCCUUGAUUCGCAAGAAGGUUCAGGAGUUUGAACAUGUUAAUGUUUUCUCCUUUGGGGUAUUCACAGCGGGCCGGGCCCCUGGGCGAGACACAGCUACCUCUGUUGGCAUCUUUUUAAUACCAGGAACCCAGUGGCUCCAGCCCCUGAGCGGCUAGAAUGAAAUAAAGUGGAAAAAAAAAAAAAAAAAGGAAAAGAACCAAAAGCAUAAAAAAAAAAAAAAAAGCAGAUUUCUUGAUGAAAACUGAAAAUAAAAGUUUCCUUGUAUUU
This is a messenger RNA of Cervus elaphus (red deer), 4933 nucleotides long. RefSeq names its product chromodomain-helicase-DNA-binding protein 4-like. The record is from RefSeq and is a predicted model, not a curated record. Gene Ontology annotation, cellular component: NuRD complex; nucleus; chromatin. Gene Ontology annotation, biological process: negative regulation of transcription by RNA polymerase II; chromatin remodeling. Gene Ontology annotation, molecular function: ATP-dependent chromatin remodeler activity; histone binding; ATP binding. Lineage: Eukaryota; Metazoa; Chordata; Mammalia; Artiodactyla; Cervidae.